Alternaria rosae is the source of this 4677-nucleotide messenger RNA. RefSeq lists its product as uncharacterized. The transcript has 9 exons. The record is from RefSeq and is a predicted model, not a curated record. Gene Ontology annotation, cellular component: cytoplasm; membrane. Gene Ontology annotation, biological process: transmembrane transport; L-tryptophan biosynthetic process. The coding region runs from base 1 to 4677 and encodes 1558 amino acids. Lineage: Eukaryota; Fungi; Ascomycota; Dothideomycetes; Pleosporales; Pleosporaceae. Gene Ontology annotation, molecular function: tryptophan synthase activity.
AUGGACGGCAUUAAGAAGACGUUUGCGCAAUGCAAGAAGGAGGGCAGGUCCGCCCUCGUCACCUAUGUGACCGCAGGUUUCCCUACGGCAGAGGAGACGCCAGACAUCAUGAUGGCCAUGGAGGCCGGAGGUGCUGACAUUAUUGAACUCGGCAUGCCCUUCACCGACCCCAUUGCCGACGGCCCAGCAAUUCAGACCGCCAACACUCAAGCCCUCAAGAACGGCGUCACGAUCGGCCAUGUUCUCCAGAUGAUCCGCGACGCGAGGAAGCGGGGUUUGAAGGCACCAGUUCUCCUUAUGGGAUACUACAACCCUCUGCUCAGCUACGGCGAGGAGAAGAUGCUGCAGGAUGCGAAGGAGGCCGGAGCCAAUGGUUUCAUCAUGGUCGACCUGCCACCAGAGGAGGCUCUGCGCUUCAGGAACUUCUGCCGCAGCUACGGUCUCUCCUACGUUCCCCUCAUCGCACCCGCUACCUCCGAGCACCGCAUGCGCGUCCUCUGCAAAAUCGCCGACUCCUUCAUUUACGUCGUAUCGCGAAUGGGCGUCACCGGCGCCAGCGGAACAAUGAACGCUGCCCUUCCUCAACUUCUCGAGCGCGUCCACAAAUACUCUGGCAACGUCCCGGCGGCCGUUGGUUUCGGUGUCAGCACACGCGAUCACUACCUGAGCGUAGGCAAGAUCGCUGAGGGCGUUGUGAUUGGUUCCCAGAUCAUCAACACAUUGAUCAAGGCUCCAGCAGGAGAGGGCGCAAAGGCAGUUGAGAAGUACUGCGACGAGAUUUGCGGCAAGAGCACCCGUGAGACAACCCGUGAGGUCGGCAUUGUCGAGACAUUGAACGAGGCCAAGGAGCCCACCGGCGUGCACGUCGACAAGGUCAUCACGGAUGCCGACACACCAGAUGGCCCUGGCCUUGCGGAUCAACUGGAGAUGCUCAACACCGACGAGACGGACGGCACAAACGGAACCAACGGCACACACGAGCAGAACGGAUUUGACGAGACGCACAAGUUCCCCCCACGAUUCGGCGAGUUUGGCGGUCAAUACGUGCCUGAAUCUCUCAUGGAUUGUCUCUCUGAGCUUGAGGAAGGUUUCAACACAGCCAUCGAAGACCCCAAGUUCUGGGAAGAAUACCGUUCCUAUUACGACUGGAUGGGCAGACCAGGACAUCUGCAUCUUGCCGAGCGCCUGACCGAGCAUGCUGGAGGGGCUAACAUUUGGUUGAAGAGAGAGGACUUGAACCAUACCGGAAGUCACAAGAUUAACAACGCUCUCGGGCAAGUACUCAUUGCCAGGAGAUUGGGAAAGACUGAGAUCAUUGCUGAGACCGGAGCUGGUCAGCAUGGUGUUGCGACAGCCACUGUCUGCGCCAAGUUCAACAUGAAGUGCACCAUCUACAUGGGUGCCGAGGAUGUCAGGCGUCAAGCCCUGAACGUCUUCCGCAUCAAGUUGCUCGGCGCGCAGGUCGUUGCUGUCGAGGCUGGUGCGCAGACUCUUCGUGAUGCAGUCAACGAGGCCAUGCGCGCUUGGGUCGUUCACCUCGACACAACUCACUACAUCAUCGGAUCUGCCAUCGGUCCUCACCCCUUCCCUACGAUUGUCCGCACCUUCCAGUCGAUCAUCGGAAACGAGACCAAGGAGCAGAUGCAGGCCAAGCGUGGCAAGCUUCCGGAUGCUGUAGUUGCUUGCGUUGGUGGUGGCAGCAAUGCCGCAGGCAUGUUCUACCCCUUCUCGAAGGACCUCUCCGUCAAGCUUCUCGGUAUCGAGGCCGGUGGUGACGGUGUCGACACCGACCGCCACAGCGCGACACUCUCCGCUGGUACCAAGGGUGUGCUUCACGGUGUACGUACCUACGUUAUCCAGAACAAGCACGGACAGAUCAGCGAGACUCACUCGGUCUCUGCUGGUCUCGACUACCCCGGUGUUGGCCCAGAACUCUCCAGCUGGAAGGACAGCGACCGUGCCAAGUUCAUCGCCUGCACUGAUGCUGAGGCGUUCAUCGGCUUCCGUCUCAUGUCUCAGCUCGAGGGUAUCAUCCCCGCGCUGGAGACCUCGCACGCCGUUUUUGGUGCCAUUGAGCUGGCCAAGACGAUGAACAAGGACCAGGACAUCGUCAUCUGUGUCUCUGGACGUGGUGACAAGGACGUGCAGAGCGUUGCGGAGGAGCUACCCAAGCUGGGACCCAAGAUUGGCUGGGAUCUGAGGUGUAAAAUAUACAGCCUUGAGACGCAGCUCAACCAGAAGCAAGCGCACGCCGAUGCCGAAUCCUCACCACUCCUCAACGGGGACGCCGACGAUCCUGACAAGGUCUUCACGAAUACCCUCGACACCGAACUGGAACGCGUCACGUCUUUUUACAAGCUCAAGGAGAAUGAGAUCUUCGAGGAGAUGGAGGCCCUGCUCAAGGACGAGGAGCUGUUUGAGUACCACCAGGAAGAAUACAACGAGGAGAAUGAGAAUGCGCCGCCAGGGAAGAAGAUGCGCAGCGGAAGUGUGUUCAAGGCCAUCGGCUUCAACCGACCGCGGGCCAUGAGUGGUGCCAGUGGGCGAUCAACAGAUCACGGCGCAGAGGCAGAUGGGGACGAGGACGAUUCGGAUGAAGAUGUUGACGAGACCGCACAGCUGCGUAAGAAGAGCCCAGACGGUCAGCGGCGACGGAGACGGACAACCGACGAAGACAUGGCAGCCUCGCAUGUCUCCUCAAGACGGAAGACGAGCGUCGCAUUCGAAGACUACAACGACAUGGCGUUUUCUGCGCUAUACGACGAGGGCGUAUCGCUUAAGAAGCGAGCCGUCAGUGUCUACGUGCUGCUGUGCGAGCUGCGAUCCUUCAUCCAGCUGAACAAGACGGGCUUCGAAAAGGUGCUGAAGAAGUACGACAAGAUCAUGGACCGCAAACUGAAAAAGACGUACCUGAACAAAUACGUUUACCCGGCAUAUCCUUUCCAGCAAAGCACCAUGGACGAGCUCACGCGAAAUCUCGAGCGCAUGGAACAAGCGUACGCGCAGAUCGGCACAAAGGGUGAUAUUGUGGAGGCGAAGCGAGAGCUGAGACUCCAUCUGCGAGAACACGUCGUAUGGGAGAGAAACACAGUAUGGCGAGAGAUGAUUGGAAUCGAACGGAAGGCGCAAGCGGCCAAUAUCGGUAUCAGCCAUACACUGCUCGGUCGCGACACAACGGGCGGUAAGAUCAGGCGGCAGGGAGACGAGGUCGAAUCAGACAUGAAGGAGGUGGAUACGCCGAUUGGUAGAUACAGGUGCCCGCAAUGGCUUGUCAGCAGAACCUUUUGGAUUCUGCUUGCUUGCAUAGCGGUCUUUAUUGUGCUGCUCGUGGUGCCCAUCAUGGAAGCGCCCGAGCAGCAAAACUGUCUGGCCAUGGUGAUCUUUGUCAGUUUACUAUGGGCCACCGAGGCCAUACCUCUCUUCGUCACAUCACUCUUGGUACCCUUCCUCGCAGUAACACUGAAUGUUGUACGAAGCGAUGUGGAGCCCCACCGAAGAUUGGAAUCCAAGGCAGCGGCAUCCUACGUCUUCUCCGCCAUGUGGACGCCAGUCAUCAUGCUGCUACUGGGUGGUUUCACAAUCGCGGCUGCGCUAUCAAAGUACAACAUCGCCAAGAUGAUGGCUACCUUUGUCCUUAGCAAGGCCGGAACGAAGCCAAGGACCGUCCUCGUGGUCAACAUGUUCGUCGCCAUGUUUGCCAGUAUGUGGAUCAGCAACGUUGCCGCGCCCGUGCUGUGCUUCUCUAUCAUCCAGCCCAUCCUCCGCAACCUGCCCGCCGAUUCCGACAUGACCAAAGCGCUUCUCAUGGGCAUCGCCCUCUCCUCCAACAUCGGCGGCGCCGCAUCACCCAUCGCUUCGCCCCAGAACCUAAUCGCGCUGCAAAACAUGCACCCGGAACCUUCCUGGGGCGUAUGGUUCUUCGUCGCUCUCCCCGUGUGUAUUAUCUCCAUCUUGCUAAUCUGGGUCUUCCUCCUAAUCACCUUCCAACCCGGCCGCGGCACAAGCAUCGUCCCCAUCCGUCCGCUCAAAGACAAGUUCACCGGUGUGCAAUGGUUCAUCAGCGUCGUUACGCUCGUUACCAUCGUUUUGUGGUGCGUGAGCCACCAGCUCGAAUCCAUUUUCGGUGAUAUGGGCGUUGUAGCUAUCAUCCCGAUCGUCCUCUUCUUCGGUACUGGUAUCCUCACUAAAGAGGACUUCAACAACUUCCUCUGGACUAUCAUCAUCCUAGCCGCUGGUGGCCUAUCGCUCGGUAAAGCGGUCAAUUCGUCGGGACUGUUGCAUACGAUCGCUGAGUCCAUCACCGCGGGCGUGGAGGGCAUGAGUUUGUACGGUGUUCUCGUCGUCUUCUGCGCUUUGAUCGGUGUGGUUGCUACGUUCAUCAGUCAUACCGUCGCUGCGCUUAUUGUUCUCCCGCUUGUUCAGCAGGUGGGCCAGCAGAUGCCCGAACCGCACCCUAAUCUGCUUGUUAUGGGCGCGGUGUUGAUGGCUAGUGGCGCCAUGGGACUGCCGACUAGCGGGUUCCCUAAUAUGACUGCGAUUAUGAUGGAAGAUCAACGUACUGGACAGAGGUAUCUCGCUGUCAAACAUUUCUUGACGAGAGGUGUGCCGGCCAGUAUCAUGACGUUUUGCGUUAUUAUUACUGUUGGGUAUGGAUUGAUGCUUGCUGUUGGCUUUUAG